AUGUAUAAUUUUGCUAAAACUGCUGCAAAAGACCCUUAUAAUUUUGAUAUCAAUUAGAAGACUACAACAGGUGGAACAAAAAAGAAUGACACAGGAGAUAAGAGCAAAAAGAUGUCGAAUAUGGAACCUAAAAGAUUGGCAAUCAGAUUUGACCCUCCAAUGAUCAUUGUUGAAUACUUGUAGCCAUCUUCAGGGAAGCUGUAUCAUCAUAAAAUGAAAUUGCUAAAAUUAAAGCCUGAUACUCCUGUUAAUCACGCUUUGGAGUAUUUAAAGAAGAAACAUGCUAUGUAUUUUAUGAAUAAUAAAAUCCCAGAAAAGCAAUUGUUGGAGUUAAUUGGAAAGAUCUAAAAAAGAUUAUAGAUUUCUAAGCCAACUUCAAAUGCUAAUACAAAUGCUAAGACAAGUGCUAAUGCAAAUGCUACUUUACAACGACCAACAUCCUCCACAAGACCUUUGAGUUCUUCCACUUAAGCAUCUAUAAGCAUGUCAAAAACACAAUCCAAAUUGCAAAAGGACAUUCAAGAUUAUGGUAUGUCUGAAGAGGAUUUAUAUAAUUAUGCGAUGAAGAAUUACAAAGGCAAAUAACCUGUUUUGGAGGAUGAUGAUGAGGAAGAAGAUGAAGAAUGUUAUGACGAGAAUUAUGAAGAAGAGGAGAAUUCAGAGGAUGAGAUCACAGAGGAGUAAUAUAGGAUGCUCUAUUAAAAAAUGGGUUAUAAUCAAUUGAAUUUAAACAAGAUGACAAAUGAAGAAUUGAAGAAACACAAAGAAAUCAUGGAAUCUAUGUACAAAAAGAAUUCUGUUAAGCCAGGAGAUAAGAAUUUUAAAUAUGAUGUACAAAAGGAUUUCAAACCUUAAGGUUAAAAUUAAUGGGAUAUGGAUGAUGAAGAAGAUUAUGAUAUAGUUUGA
Molecule: messenger RNA, 906 nt
Organism: Paramecium tetraurelia
Lineage: Eukaryota; Ciliophora; Oligohymenophorea; Peniculida; Parameciidae
Exons: 3
Biological process (GO): microtubule anchoring at centrosome; trans-Golgi to periciliary membrane compartment transport
Cellular component (GO): centrosome; spindle pole; ciliary basal body
Source: RefSeq, a predicted model, not a curated record